Anopheles stephensi (Asian malaria mosquito) is the source of this 2380-nucleotide messenger RNA. Its product is annotated as WD repeat-containing protein 78. NCBI's taxonomy places the organism in Eukaryota, Metazoa, Arthropoda, Insecta, Diptera, Culicidae. The coding region runs from base 84 to 2153 and encodes 689 amino acids. Gene Ontology annotation, biological process: cilium movement. Gene Ontology annotation, molecular function: dynein light chain binding; dynein heavy chain binding. Gene Ontology annotation, cellular component: axonemal dynein complex. The record is from RefSeq and is a predicted model, not a curated record. The transcript has 3 exons.
UUGACAUUGUACUUGCAUCACAUUGUUUGUGACAUUGUUUGUUGUGCAAAACGAGCAUCCGAAACGAGUAUUCACAGUGCGCAAUGUCUCGCGGGCAUCGAGAUGGCAUGGCUAAAUCGGUCAAGUUCUAUUCGGCUUCCCUGAGUGCCGGUGCAGCAAGUGACAGUAAAUUUGUGCUCGACAUUGUGAGCCGGUUGAAGGAAAGGAACCGGCUACAGGUCCUCAUCGAUGGAUUGGACCGGACGCCAACUAAUCUUGCACCACCGUUGUUCGGAGAGGAAGCGUUCGUGUGGAGUCGUUUUCGUGAAAAUUUUCAACCCGCGAGUGAAAAGAUGGAGGACGGAGCUGCUCCGAGUGCCGAUAAACCCGAAGGAUUUGAUAAUCUGGACCACCAGCCCAACUACGAGGGAGUGAUCGAUCGCCGAAGUCCUUCGCUGGAAGCUGGUCAGAAAACGUACCACGUCAAGAUACGCCUAACAGAAACGGACGACAUCGUGCUGUUUGAGAACCCGAGUCACGUCGUGUCGCUCGAUGCGGAAGAGGCCGAUCUGGUGAAGGAGCAGAACCGUUUGUUCGAGACACGCCCGAAAGCACGCCGGACGGCGGACGCCGAGGCGCAGACCCGUGACCUGCCAUGCAAAUCGCGCUCGGUCAACACGGAGUGCAUUCACCGGCAGGAUGUGGCUUCGUUCGUUUCGAACUACGACAUGUACGACACGUACAACGAUCUGGAGCGACACACGAAGGAAAUUAAUGUGGCAGAGUCAGCUUCCAAGCUGGAGAUUACGACCUAUUCGCGCGAGGGCAUGGAAGACAUCGACGAUCGGCUGAACCGUAAUCCAAACUUCCAUCUCUCGUCCAUGAUCUUGCAGCGUCUGCUCGCGGGUAACGUUUACCGCGAGCAACAGAUUCGGUUCCGUAAUAUGUAUCCGCCGGAUCCGUGCCGGGAGGAUAUACGGUAUCUGUACCGGUUGGAUGUGCUGUGGACGUACCGGACGGUCGAGACCAUGGGAAAGGCGGUAGCCUGCGCCAGUUGGUGCCCAGCGAAUGGAGAUAUCGUUGCGAUCGCGUAUGGGAUCUACGGGCACACGAGUAGCGAUGAUCGAGGCAAUGGGUACGUUUACGUUUGGAACAUUAAGAACCCGGUAAAUCCGGAGCGUCGGUACCGGUUCGAUUGUCCCGUGACGUGUGUUGCAUUCUCGCAGCGUACACCGCAGCUCUUGGCGAUUGGACUGUACGAUGGGUUGGUACAGAUUCGCGACAUUACGGACAACACCCAGACACCGCUGGCUGUGUCCAACCGGGACAAGUUUCCCGUCUACCAACCGAUUUGGGACCUAAAGUGGGUCGAGUUUGACAACGACAGUAAGGACGAAGUUAUUGCCGUCUCACAGAACGGUUGGGUUAUGAAGUACACGCUAACGAUCGGUCAGUACCUGCUUCCCUACCCUCUACUGCGAUUGGACCGGGUGGAAGGAACGCUGGAAGGACAGUCGGCAACGGCAAACGAUCCGCCCCCGGUUAGGAUACAGUCCGAUCUACACCCGCAAGCACUCUGCGUCACGAUUCAUCCGGUGCAGAAGGACAAGUAUUACAUCGGUACGGACGAGGGUGCGGUGCAUUGGUGCAGCAUUAACGAUCCCUUCCAGCAUCUCGGUGUGCUGCAGAUGCACACGCGCGGUAUCUUCUGCAUCGAGUACUCACCCUGGAGCCCGAAGAUCUUCCUCACGUGCAGUGGCGACUGGAGUAUCCGCAUCUGGAUCGAGGAUCUUCCGGAACCGAUCGUAACGCUGAGCACCGGGUUUGCUCCGAUUCAGGCCGCCUACUGGUCACCGACAAACAGUACCAUCAUUGCGAGCGUCACACGGAACGGUGUCCAGCUGUGGGAUCUGAAGCGUCGCAGCUCUAAACCCGCGUCCGAAACUACGCUCGGAAGUCUCACGACGGCGCUGACCGUGAUUCGGUUUACGAACUGUGGCCGUAGCCUGUUGGUGGGUGAUGCUGAGGGUAAGGCACACGUUUGCGCCCUGGAGGAUAUGCCAUUUCCACCCCACUUUCAGUACCGUGAACUUCAAACGGCCAUCUACUCGAAGUUGGUAACUACACCGGAUCUUUUGACCCGGGUGCGUCGUAUGGGAUACCUUGGCUACUGAGUCCGGUUGGAAAUGCUUCGGGUUUCGUUGCAAAAUACAUCCGUCAAACAAUGUAACGAAACAUGGACAGCCAGUUUCUUCGUCGCUCUCAUCGUCGUGUGUGGCCGUCCGAUAGUUCACACGAUCGAUCCACGGUAACACUGAUUUACAUCAGGCAUCAGGCAACUAUUAUCGGCUGUAAAAAGGAGGCUGACGGCUAUUAAAGAAAUAAAAACAAAACAACCCCA